AUGGCUCAAGAUUAUCUUAAAGUAGAAGGAAUGGAUGAUAUGGAGCUAAUUGGUGAAAAGUAUUUUGAAAACUUAAGGGUGCACUCUUUCUUAGAAGAUAUUGAAAGAAGUGAGAGUGAUGGUAGCAUAACACGUUAUAAGAUGCACAAUAUAGUGCAUGAUUUUGCUCGAUCGCUUACUAAUAAUGAAUGUUUUAUUGUAGACGCUGAGCAUUCUGUAAAAUACCGCUCGAGGUUUGUUCAUAAAAAGGCUCAACAUUUGAUGAUAUUAGGGAACUCAAUUCCUAACUCUAGCUAUAGUAAGAAAAAAUUGCAUAGCCUUAUAGUUGAUAGUGAAUUUGAGUUUAAAGUGUCAAAAUUGUUUGGCCAGUUGACUUAUCUAAGGUCAUUAGAUUUGAGUUAUUGUUCAAGUCAAGUUCUUCCUAGAGAAAUCAGGAAAUUGAUACACUUAAGAUAUCUUAAAUUAUCUGAAAAUAGAUAUUUAAAGGAAUUGCCUGAUGAGUUGUGUGAAUUGUAUAAUUUGCAAACCUUAGAUCUUACUAAAUGUUUGAGUCUACAAAAACUUCCAAAAAAGAUAGGGCGGUUAAUCAACUUGAGGUAUUUGAAAAAUGUUAAGACUUAUUCAUUAAGUUACAUGCCAAAAGGAAUGGAGAGGUUGACUUGUCUUAGAGAAUUAAGUGAAUUCGUUAGAAGUACUGGUGGUAGAGGUCAUGAUACUCUUGAAUGUUUGGGAAACAUGGUCCACCUUAAAGGUUCUCUUGUUUUAAGGAGGUUGGGAAAUGUGGUUAGUGCCGAAGAAGCUGAGAAAGCAAAACUCAAUGUUAAGAAAAACCUUACUGAUUUGAGUUUGUCAUUCUAUAAGCUGGAAUCUAUAGGAGAGAGGAAGAGUGAGCAUGACAACAUAGUUCUUGAUGCCUUACAACCACCUUUGAAUUUAGAGAAAUUAAGGAUAGAUGAGUUUGAUUGCAAAUCUAUGUUCCCCCCCUGGUUGAUGUCAUUGGCCAAACUGAAAAUGUUAACUCUCCAUAGUUGCAUGAACCUGGAGCGAUUUCCUGAUCCUUUGGGAAAAUUACCAUCCCUUGAGUCACUCAACAUUAGAUACAAUAACGGCUUAAAAAGUCUCACCAUUAAGUAUAUGGAAGACAGGGAAGAGUUGAAUUUAGGAGUGCAAAGUAAUAACACAUCAAUGGUUAUCUUUCCCAAACUGAAAUAUCUCACCAUUAAGCACAUGGAAGAAUGGGAAGAUUGGAUAUAUGAGAUUAUUGAGAAGAGUUUAAAUAAAGUUAUAAUUAUGCCAGUCCUUUGUUCGUUGGAACUUGUUUCAUGCCCAAAAUUGAAGAAAUUGCCUGACGACCUUCCGUAUAAUCCAACAUUGGAGAAAUUGACUAUCAAUCAUUGCUCUGUUAAUAAAUUAGGGAUAUUUUCGUGUGAAACUACCAAUACAUUCUCCAAAUUAAAGGUUCUAUCUCUUGGUGGUUGCAUGGAUUGUGAGUGUUUGCCUCCUUUAGGAAAACUACCAUCACUUGAAUCACUCUUUAUAAAAUAUAUGGAGAGUGUGGGAAAUGUUGGUCAUGACUUUUUGGGAAUAAAAAGUGCUGGCACUAGCAUUGGCACUGUCUUCCCCAAAUUACAAACUCUUGAGUUUGAGGAUAUGACAGAAUGGAAAAAUUGGGUUAUUCCAAAGGAAGAUGGAGUUAUCUUGCCAUGUCUUCGCUCGUUAACAAUUAAAUUAUGCGACAAAUUAAAGCUACUGCCGGAACGCCUUUUUCAACUUAAAACACUGGAGGCAUUGAACAUAUAUAACUGCCGUGUUCUAAGACAACGUUUCAAAAAGAACAAAGGAGAUGACUGGCCCAAAAUCUCUCGUAUGACUACUUUCAAGAUUGAAUAG
Pistacia vera is the source of this 1890-nucleotide messenger RNA. RefSeq names its product putative disease resistance RPP13-like protein 1. NCBI's taxonomy places the organism in Eukaryota, Viridiplantae, Streptophyta, Magnoliopsida, Sapindales, Anacardiaceae. Bases 1 to 1890 code for a protein of 629 amino acids. The record is from RefSeq and is a predicted model, not a curated record. The transcript has a single exon.